This is a messenger RNA of Octopus sinensis (East Asian common octopus), 2716 nucleotides long. Its product is annotated as general transcription and DNA repair factor IIH helicase subunit XPD. Gene Ontology annotation, cellular component: nucleus. The coding region runs from base 108 to 2390 and encodes 760 amino acids. The record is from RefSeq and is a predicted model, not a curated record. The transcript is spliced from 25 exons. Gene Ontology annotation, biological process: nucleotide-excision repair; transcription by RNA polymerase II; positive regulation of mitotic recombination. Gene Ontology annotation, molecular function: ATP binding; DNA helicase activity; hydrolase activity, acting on acid anhydrides, in phosphorus-containing anhydrides. Lineage: Eukaryota; Metazoa; Mollusca; Cephalopoda; Octopoda; Octopodidae.
ACAUAGGAUACACAUUUCGGUUGACACCGUAUCCGGUUGUUCCAUGUCGUUGUUAUUGUUUAAACCGGUGUUUUAAGAAUCCGAGAAACUCCACCAAAAACAAAACGAUGAGGUUAAACAUUGACGGGUUAUUGGUUUACUUUCCAUUUGAUUACAUCUACCCUGAACAGUACCUUUAUAUGACCGAGUUGAAGAAAAGCCUUGAUGCUAAGGGCCAUUGUGCAUUGGAAAUGCCAUCAGGAACCGGCAAAACUGUAUCACUGCUCAGUCUCAUUACAGCUUAUAUGAGGAGCCACCCUUUAGAUGUCACAAAAUUAAUAUAUUGCUCCAGAACAGUUCCAGAACUGGAGAAGGUGGUGGAAGAAUUAAAAGUUGUAAUGAAAUAUUAUGAAAAAGAGACGAAUGAGAAACCAAAUAUCCUUGGCCUCGCUCUGUCUUCCAGGAAGAACAUGUGUAUCAAUCAGGAGGUUCUCUCACAUCGAACUGGCAAAGUAAUUGAUAGUAAGUGUCUGGCAUUAACAGCAUCCUAUGUCCGUAAGCAACACAAAUACAAUGAGAAGAUCCCAGUCUGUGAGUUUUAUGAAGAAUUUGAUGCUCGUGGCAGAACAACACCUAUGGAACCAGGUGUAUAUAACUUGGAUGAUUUGAAAGAUUAUGGCCGAAAGAAAAAAUGCUGUCCCUAUUUCUUUACAAGAUAUAUGAUCCAGCAAGCCAACAUCAUCAUCUACAGUUAUUAUUAUCUUCUCGAUCCAAAAAUCGCAGCAGUUGUCUCCAAUGAAUUAAACAAGAGCUCUGUGGUUGUCUUUGAUGAGGCUCACAACAUUGAUAAUGUCUGUAUAGAGUCUAUGAGUGUGACAAUCAACCGACAAAUUCUGGACAGAUGUUGCAAUAGUAUUGAGAAGUUAAAGAAACACGUAGAAAAAAUCCGAGAGACAGACGAAAACAAACUAAAAGAAGAAUAUCACAAACUGGUGGAGGGUUUGAAGGAUGCAAGAAUUGCCAAAGAGACUGACGUGAUCUUAUCCAAUCCAGUGGUUCCUACCGAAAUUCUUCAAGAAGCUGUGCCUGGAAACAUCCGGAAUGCAGAACAUUUCCUGGCCUUUAUGAAGCGUUUUGUGGAAUUCUUGAAAACCAGACUUCGUAUCCAGCACGUCGUUUCCGAGAGUCCACCUUCUUUCCUCAAAGAUUGUUCUCAGAAAGUUUGUAUUGAAAGGAAACCCCUCAGAUUCUGCAGUGAACGUCUUCAGUCUUUGAUGAGAACUCUGGAACUGACCGACAUUGAUGACUUCUCCAGUCUGAGUCUCAUAUCAAACUUUGCCACUCUGGUCAGUACUUAUGCUAAAGGUUUCAUAAUAAUCAUUGAACCAUUUGAUGACAGGACCUCCACAUACACAAACCCGGUGAUGCACUUCAAUUGUAUGGAUGCCUCUAUCGCUAUUAAACCAGUCUUUGACAGAUUCCAGACAGUUGUUAUCACAUCAGGGACGUUAUCCCCUCUUGAGAUGUACCCCAGAAUCUUGGACUUCCAUCCGGUUAUAAUGGCAACAUUCUCUAUGACGUUAGCAAGGCCCUGUAUUCUUCCAAUUGUGGUGAGCAAAGGAAACGACCAAGUAGCCAUGAGUUCCAAGUUUGAAACAAGAGAAGACAUUGCUGUCAUACGGAAUUACGGGAACCUUUUGGUGGAUCUCUGCCGGAUUGUCCCUGACGGAAUUGUGGGCUUUUUUACAAGCUAUUCUUACAUGGAAACGAUUGUUGCUUCUUGGUACGAAACGGGAAUUAUUGACAGUUUACAAAAGAACAAACUUUUAUUCAUUGAAACUCAGGAUGCAGCCGAGACCAGCCUGGCUUUGUUUAAUUACCAGAAGGCCUGUGAAAAUGGACGGGGAGCUGUCUUACUUUCUGUAGCCAGAGGCAAAGUUUCAGAGGGAAUUGAUUUUGAGCACCAUUUCGGGAGAGCUGUGAUUAUGUUUGGUGUUCCUUAUGUCUACACUCAGAGCAGAAUCUUAAAGGCGCGGCUGGAAUAUCUUCGAGAUAACUACCAGAUUCGAGAGAAUGACUUCUUAACCUUUGAUGCCAUGAGACAUGCAGCUCAGUGUGUCGGCAGAGUUCUUCGGGGUAAAACAGAUUAUGGAAUCAUGGUUUUUGGAGAUAAACGUUAUUCUCGAGCAGACAAGAAAAGUAAGCUUCCUCUGUGGAUCCAAGAACAUUUGAAGGACAGUUUCUGUAACCUCUCCACCGAUGAAGCUGUCCAAGUAUCGAAGUGGUUCCUUAGACAAAUGGCUCAACCUUUCAGUAAGGAAGAUCAGCUUGGUUUGUCUUUGCUAACGCUGGAACAGCUGGAAGCAGAAGAGAUGCAGUCAAAACUGGAACAGUGUACUCAAUACGUGUAAAAGAGGUGCCUGAUUUAAUAACUGGUGCCACCAGACUCAAAUACCAUUUGGGAAUGAGUUGGUUUACAGCCACAGUCGCUUGACACUUUAUGGAAAGGACGGAUUGUGAAGGAGACACGACAAGGAUAUCAUGUUGUUGCAGAACGGACCAUGUAUCUGCAAUACUUUGGCAAAUCGAUAUUGUCUGGUCUUGUUCGGAGACGAGAGACUGUUCAGUUUGCAUGUCAUAUCAGACUUUUUGUAAAUAUACAACAACAAAGUCCACAGCUAGAAUUCCUCAGGGAUAUCAACUUUUUUAAAAAAAAUAAAUAUAUUCUCAUUCCAUA